This is a messenger RNA of Carica papaya (papaya), 2039 nucleotides long. It is a transcript of the gene PUB15, whose product is annotated as Plant U-Box 15. Lineage: Eukaryota; Viridiplantae; Streptophyta; Magnoliopsida; Brassicales; Caricaceae. The record is from RefSeq and is a predicted model, not a curated record. Gene Ontology annotation, biological process: protein ubiquitination; cell surface receptor signaling pathway. Gene Ontology annotation, molecular function: protein binding; ubiquitin-protein transferase activity.
AUGGAUGGCGAGAGAGAGGAAGAUGGAGGAGAGGGAGAGAGAGAGGAUCGGUCUGUUUCGGAGGAGCUUGAUGCUAUUCCUGCCGGUUCGCAGGAGGAAGAGCAUCUCAAUUUGGUGCAUGAAAUGGAGAGUACCAUUGAAUCUGUUGCUCAGUUUGGAGAUUUUCGAAGAACUCAAAAGAAAGAGUGCUACAGCCUUGUUAGGCGCAUGAAGCUUUUGUUGCCUUUUUUGGAGGAAAUUCGGGACCUUGAUCCCCCAAUUUCUGAAAACGGCAUUACGUGCUUGUGUAAUUUGAAGAAGGUGCUUCUAUUGGCGAAGAAACUGUUGAAAACUUGCAACGAAGGGAGCAAGAUUUUUUUGUCAUUGGAGAGUGAGGCUGCCAUGAUCAGAUUUCAUGCGGUUUAUGAAAAGUUAAGCCAAGCUUUGGGUGGAAUUCCAUUCGAUGACCUUGGGAUCUCAGAUGAAGUGAAAGAACAGGUUGAACUUAUACAUACCCAAUUGAGACGAGCAAAGAGGCGAACAGAUACACAGGACAUAGAACUUGCGGUGGACAUGAUGGUGGUAUUCUCCAAAACAGAUCCACGGAACUCUGAUAGUGCUAUAAUAGAAAGGCUAGCUAAAAAGCUAGAAUUACAGACCGUUGAGGACCUCAAGAUAGAAACUAUAGCUGUGAGAAACCUUGUUAAAGAAAGAGGAGGCCAAACAGCAGAGAGUACUCAGCAAAUAGUUGACCUUCUUAACAAAUUCAAAAGAAUUCUAGGCAUGGAGAUUACCAAUGUCCUUGACGAUCCUGUGAUGCCCAGAAUGCUGGAUAAGUGUGCAUCUUUGAUGAUCCCUCAUGAAUUCCUCUGUCCAAUCACGCUAGAAAUAAUGAAAGAUCCUGUCAUCGUUGCUAGUGGACAGACUUACGAGAGAGAAAGCAUACAAAAAUGGUUUGAUUCCAACCAUCGGACCUGUCCUAAGACAAGGCAGACUCUUGCUCACUUGUCAUUGGCACCAAAUUAUGCCCUCAGAAACCUAAUCUUGCAGUGGUGUGAGAAGAACAAUUUUAAGCUUCCCAAAAAGGAAGAUCCUUCAUCUUCAGAUUGCACCUCCGAGGAACAGAAAGAGGAAGUUUCGUCCCUGGUAGAAGCACUAUCUUCUUGUCAGUUAGAGGUGCAAAGAAAAGCAGUAAAACAAAUACGCAUGCUCUCCAAAGAGAACCCAGAAAAUAGAGUUCUGGUUGCCAAUGCAGGAGGAAUCCCGCCACUAGUGCAGCUUCUUUCAUACCCGGAUUCGAGAAUACAAGAGGAUGCUGUAACAGCUCUGUUGAAUUUAUCAAUUGAUGAGACUAACAAGAAACUAAUUUCUGGAGAAGGAGCCAUUCCGGCAAUAAUAGAAGUGUUGGAACAUGGAAGCGUGGAGGCAAGAGAGAACUCAGCGGCAGCAUUGUUUAGUUUGUCAAUGCUUGACGAGAAUAAGGUGACGGUGGGGUUAUCAAAUGGCAUUCCACCAUUAGUUGAUUUGCUGCAAAACGGGACAAUAAGAGGUAAAAAAGAUGCAGCGACUGCGCUGUUUAAUUUGUCUCUAAAUUCAUCAAAUAAAGCCAGGGCCAUUGAUGCUGGCAUUGUUCCACCUUUACUAACUUUACUCAAGGACAAGAAUUUAGGCAUGGUUGAUGAGGCCCUUUCCAUAUUUUUGCUUCUUGCGUCUCAUCCGGAGGGUCGACACGAGAUUGGACAGCUCUCCUUCAUCGAAACUCUGGUCGAGUUCAUCAGGGAAGGGACCCCCAAGAACAAGGAAUGUGCAACAUCAGUUCUUCUCGAGCUGGGUUCAUCCAAUUCCUCGUUUAUACUGGCAGCACUUCAGUUUGGGGUGUAUGAGCAUUUGGUUGAGAUCACAAGCACCGGAACCAACAGAGCCCAGAGGAAAGCAAAUUCCCUUCUACAGCUGAUCAGCAAGUCUGAACAAAUUCCAUGAACGUGAAUCAUUCUUUUUCUCUUUGAUUUUUAGGUCCAUUCUUUGUUUGUCUUCAUCGUGACAAGCAUUUGUAUUCCUUG